CACAAGAGUCUACAGGCUCUUCACCGUUAGAACAGCAGGUGGCGCCUGUUUGAUGUUACAGACUGUAUUUUGUCCAACUUGAACUGGGCCUUGCCAACAAAACAGCGUUUUAGGAGACGGCAUCAGAAAUCCACCGGGGCUUCACCUAAGCUUUACAAACGCAAUAACCAAGUGCACUGAUUCCCACUGUAGCUGCAUGAGCGGGUGCCCUUGGGUGUUAGACUGCAGGCGUGGCAGUGGGCUGGUCCAGGGGCACCGAGGAAUGAAAAACAUCAGGGUCUAUUGACUUGGUAUCAGCCGAGGCCCUGUAAUAGUAUGACAAAAGAGCCGUGGUGUCGCAAGCUGAUACUGACAGAUUUUUGUGAUUAACUUCAUCUGCUAAUUCUGAGGACGGCUUUGGGCUGUGGGUGUGCCGCACCCACUCAGAAGACACGGUCCUGAGGAUGUACUGAGCUCUGCACUUCCACCAGCCAGUGCCCUGAGGAAUACACCGUCCUUAAUGUGAGGUUCUUCAUCCCACCCCUGGUUCUAAGACAUCCAUUUCAAAACAGAAAAUGAGCAAGUCCCCCACCCCCAAAGGCACCCCGGUGCAGCGCAGCCCCAGUGAUGAGGUACCAGAGGGCCUGCAGUCUCCGCAGCAUUCCACACCUGGCUCUGGGUCCCAGCACAAGAAGCGCAUCUCCAGCCUCCUUCAGAGUCCGUCAUUCAGGGAGGAGCUGGACGUGCUGAUCCAAGAGCAAAUGAAGAAGGGUGGCAGCUCGUCCAACCUAUGGGCACUGAGACAGCUGGCUGAUUUUAUGGCUUCACAUGGCUCUCCAGCAGCCCUGUCUGUCUCCCCUUCUAACAUGAUGAUGGUGACGCCCAUCAAUGACCUGCAUGGCUGGGACCCUGGCAGCAUGGUGAAGGGGGAGAGGCUGAUGCGCUGCAAACUGUCCAGCGUCCAUCGUCUGUUUGAUCUAUUCGGCUGGGCCCAGAUCAGCCACACCUGUCUCACUCUGCGUGUUAAUAAAGAACAAGAACACUUCUUGGUGCUUCCAGAUGGCCUGGCCUUCAGUGAGGUGACUGGAUCCAGUCUGGUGAAGGUGAAUAUCCUGGGCGAGGUGGUGGAGAAGGGCAGCACCAACCUGGGCGUGGACACAGAGAAGUUCAGCCUGCACUCGGCCAUCUACUCGGCCCGGCCAGAUGUUCGCUGUCUGCUUCACCUCCACACUCCGGCCUCGGCUGCGGUUUCAGCCAUGAAGUGCGGCCUCCUGCCACUCUCCCAUGAGGCUCUGCUGGUUGGUGAUGUGGCUUAUUACGACUACAAUGGAGUCAUGGAGCAGGAGGAGGACAGAGUGGAGCUGCAGAAAAGCUUGGGGCCGACCUGUAAGGUUCUGGUGCUGAGGAAUCAUGGCAUUGUGGCCCUGGGGGAGUCUGUGGAGGAGGCUUUCUACACCAUAUACCACAUCCAGGCUGCCUGCCAAAUCCAGGUGUCAGCGUUGUGCAGCGCUGGCGGUGAACAGAACCUGAUUCUGCUGGACCGCACCAUCCAUAAACCCAACCCAGCCGGCACUGUGGGCUGGGCUGGCUCCACCUUUGGACCCCUGCACAAGAGCCGGAUCGGGGAGCAUGAGUUUGAGGCCCUGAUGAGAACGCUGGAUAACUUGGGCUACCGUACAGGCUACGCCUACCGCUUCCCUGUGCUGCUUGAGCGAUCGCGGACACGGAGGGAGGUGGAGGUUCCAGCAACUGCCACAGCUUUCCACCAGUUUGAUGACGAUGGAGUUCAUCCAGCUAUGAGGCAGCAUCAUUUUGCCCAGCGCCAGCAGCAGGAGAGAACUCGUUGGCUCAACACCCCCAACACCUACCAAAAAGUCAGCCAGGAGCAAGCCAGCCCAGGACACCGCACCACUUGGUUGAAGACAGAAGAGGUCACACAAGCUGGCAGCACAGCCAUCAAGAUAGAGAACCCAAACCAGUUUGUGCCUCUUUUCACCAACCCUCAAGAGGUGAUUGAGACACGAAACAAGAUCCGACAGCAGAAUCGUCAGGACAUGAAGACAGCAGGGCCACAGUCUCAAGUCCUUGCUAGUGUUAUAACAGUCGACAGUCCUCCAUCACCAGUCAGUCCACCCAAAGUCCCACCAGAGCCAGAACCUCCCAACCCCUUCAACCAGCUGACCGACCAGGAGCUGGAGGAGUAUCGCAAGGAGGUGCAGAGGAAACAAGAUGGUGGAACCAAUGGGGAGGAGGUGGCAAGUGACAAGGAGUCUCCCCCCGCUGCCUCCCCCACAAAGGGCCCUCCGCCCAGCCAGCCUCCUCUCUCAGAAGAGGCAAAGACCGACUCUUCAGCCAUACAGAACGGUGACCAGGAGGAGAAGCAGAUGACAGAGGAGCUGGAGAAGGGAAUGAAGGCUCUCUCGACCAAUGACACCUCCUCCGUGCCCGCUGCACCGCCGGCCAAACCACAAGGUGGCACCCCGGAGGGUUCACCUUCCAAGUCCCCAUCCAAGAAGAAAAAGAAGUUCAAGCCUCCGUCGUUCCUGAAAAAGAGCAAGAAGCAGAAGGAGAAAGCAGAGACCUGAUGCGCUCAGACACACCAGACCUCGGUGAAAUACUACUGUGAAACAUUUCUCAGCGUAUGACAGAGUAGCCGAUGAGUUAACUACAUCAGAUCUAUCCAGACCCUGUCAGUUUAAUACUUUACUGUAACACUGGUACUCGCUGAUUUGAUCUAUGUGGUGAUUCAUCUUAGCAACACUGAUAAUUCACAUACUAUUUGACCCAGGUCGGAUAUUUUGACGCACUACUUGUCUCACACACACACACAUCCCUGUAUUACUCACGUCUUAUUUUCACCUGCUGUGCUAUCAAACCGUUACAUAACAUAACUUAACUGUACAGGCAGUCAAACAUGUUCCUUUCUAAAACUGGGAUUACUAGUCUGAUCCUGUGUUUCACACCAUUUUUCACGCACAUCUUUGCAAGUCACGGUGGAAAUUUAAUUUGAAUUAUGAAAUUAUGCACCCUUUAUUAAUAUAUAGGCACUUAGCAUAUGUAUAUUGACAUUCACGUAUGUUGCAUUUGUUCAUCGUCAUAGGGAUCUUCUAGUCAUGAUUUGGUUCUUAUUAUCAGAUAGAUGUUGCAGGUAUGCUAUGUGAGCACAGGUGCAGUACACGUAGAAAUAAACUGAUAGCUUGUGCUCUUCUGAAUGCUGGUUUUGUGUAUAACUAUCAGCCUACUGACAUUAUUACAGCGGGGAUGAAGAAGGGAAAAAGAAAGCGGAAAUAUAUGCGACAGCUAUAAAUGCCACUCUACUAUAAAAAAGGAUAAAGCAUAAAGAACUUGUUGCUUGCCAGUGCAGUUUGAAACCCAGUAAUAGCAGAUACAGAAAGUACUAAACAUUCCACUUUUUUCAUUUUCAUUUAAAAUGUACGUGUGCAAAAUACCUCUUAACAGUUGUAAUUAUUUUCUGUUUUAAGCAGUAGCUGUUAUCAAAAUGCUGAUGUGUGAUGUUUGUUCAUGGUUUUAAUUUAUUUUAUAUUAGAAUGUAUAAGUGAGUGUUGCAAGGUUACCAUGUAUCAGUCAUUAAAGCUCAAGUUUGAUUUAGAACCAAC
Molecule: messenger RNA, 3596 nt
Organism: Scatophagus argus
Lineage: Eukaryota; Metazoa; Chordata; Actinopteri; Scatophagidae
Gene: add2
Product: adducin 2 (beta)
Exons: 16
Coding region: 555-2564 (669 amino acids)
Biological process (GO): barbed-end actin filament capping
Cellular component (GO): postsynaptic density; plasma membrane; cytoskeleton
Molecular function (GO): actin filament binding
Source: RefSeq, a predicted model, not a curated record